This is a messenger RNA of Lytechinus variegatus (green sea urchin), 3062 nucleotides long. RefSeq names its product decapping and exoribonuclease protein-like. Gene Ontology annotation, cellular component: cytosol; nucleus. The transcript has 7 exons. NCBI's taxonomy places the organism in Eukaryota, Metazoa, Echinodermata, Echinoidea, Temnopleuroida, Toxopneustidae. The record is from RefSeq and is a predicted model, not a curated record. Gene Ontology annotation, molecular function: mRNA 5'-diphosphatase activity. Gene Ontology annotation, biological process: NAD-cap decapping; nuclear-transcribed mRNA catabolic process. The coding region runs from base 755 to 1909 and encodes 384 amino acids.
CCAGUAACGGUAGUACCGCGUAGGUUUAGCUUGUUUAGUAACGUGAGAUCUACAGUCGAUAUAUACUCGAGGAUUCUUGUGGAUACUAUUACUACUAUUUUUGGAUAUCAUUAAUAAUACACGACUGGCCGUGCUCAGGUUUUGGAGCUAAUUUUUCGAUAAGGAUGGAAUUGAUUUCCCAUCUAGAUUAUGUCGGAUAAUGUGCUGUUGUUGCGAUGUCGAUGAAAUGGUAGGCUGGUUACGUCUUUUUUCUCUCCAAAAAUAUAGGCCUAACUAAUUUAGUCGGGCACCUGCUGGGUCGUACACUAUGGCGAGACACUCGACAGGAUCUAUAUAUAAAGUGAGAGCUGGCAGCCGUCUGUUUUGAGGAGUUUUUAAAUACACUAGGCUAUAUAGGCCUACAAAAAAAUCUGUAAUUAGUGAGUGGAGCCGGCCAACGGAGUUCAGCGGAACAAUCAACAACAACCGAAGCUUUUGAUAGAACUUGGUUGAAUUUUACGAGACUUCAUCAUGGACAGUGCCCUUUGUGUCCCAUCUGUAAAUAACAUUCCUCAAUGUACUCCAUGAAUAGCUAGUCGACGUCCAUUGCAUUCAGAUCACAUUGAGCUCUGCGAUGUGUUUGUGAUCUAAUCAUCCAAAUGUGCGAUUAUUAACCUUCAGAAGAAACCGAAUGUUGUCAUGAAUAGCAAUAGCUAUAUUCCCUGUUAUUAGACACAGUUCUUGAGAGGAAUGCAAUAAGUAACCCCGUGCAACAAUGAGUGACAAGAUGUGGGGAAAGAACGCCAUUGAAGGCUUCUCCAAACACGUCCAUCUCGGGAACUUCUCUCUCGAUGAAAACCGGAACUACUGCAACGAUCACAGGAAUCGUAGAUUCUUCGUCGAUCCGGGACCGUGGCCGAAGCUAGACCUUCUUCCUGGUCAUUCGGAGUUUGUUGACCGCGACCGUGGGGAUGGUGGCGCCGAAGUGAAGUCGCUGGAUGCAUUGAUGAGAUGGAUGCGUGAUCACCAAGAUGAGCUUCAACGGAGGAAGAUCUUGGAGACUCGGGAAGAUGGUACAAAAAGAUUGGCCUUGGAUUUCGUCACCCGGAGGGGUGCGUUGCACGACCUCUUCAAGUCGCCCCAUCUCAACGAUCGCACAGAGUAUCUUGUUACAUUCUUCAAUGGAACUUACUAUCUGGAGCAGCUCGAGCUGCCGGGUCGGCGAGACAAUCCCAACGAUCCAGAUGGCACUCAAAUGUACAGCGGGAAAAAGUUUGCCCAGUAUUGCAGUGUCCAAGAAACGGGGGAGAAACCAGAACCUACGCAACCAAUCAACGACAACCUCUCGUACGAGGCCGUCAUGGCGGCACGAUGCGGCGGCGUCUUCAAAGUCCUCUUCGGCGUCGAGAUCCACGCCGAACUCCAACACAAUCCAGAUAUUUUAUCAACAUAUCGUGGAAUGCAUCAUCUCAAUUAUGUCAACAUCAGAACGACCAGAGACUUCAACGCAUUGACCGACUUGCAAUAUUCAAAGGCUUUCUUCCGGAAGAAGCUGUUUCAGUUUUGGUCUCAGAACCACAUUGCUGGUAUCCCACGUGUGAUCCUGGGCUGGCGGGACGAUGAUCGUCACGUGAUCACCAGAGUGGAAACGUACAAGACUGAAGACAUUCCUGACUUUCCUUUGUGUACAUGGAAACCUGUUAAAUACUACACGACGAUGCAGACACUUCUAUCUGAAAUCACUAGGCUGGUGACAGACGAUGAUGCCGGUGCCGUCUUUCAUCUCGUGUUGGAAGAGGUCGAGAACGCGCCUUAUCCAGUUUUGGCGGGAAAACUCUGCAGUCGGACAUUCACGGUGAAGAGACUACCACGUGGUUCUCACAGGAUCGUGAAGGACUGGUUCAUCAGAGACGUCCUCAAUUUCAAGUAACCAUCGCGAUGAUCAUCGAACUUAAUACAACAUCAAGAUAAGGAUGCUUUUUAUUUCUAGUUAGAAACUGAUCGGCUUUUCUAUAGGGUCCUACCUCGCAUUACAGUCGGAAGUUACUUUCACCACGCCCUGAAAUACAAGCACUGUAUCGCAUACACGAUGGUUAUAAGAAUAUGUAUGCACGAUGGAGAGAAGACUGAAAUAUGUACAGUACAAUGAGAAACCUACAAGUAGUAUGGUGCUGUUGAUAUAAUAUAAACUGUGACCUCAUGGUUUUAUUUGUUGCUGGAGUAACAAAAUUUAACUUUUAAAUAUGACCUUUUUUUGUAUGGACGUUACGCUCAUACCCACAGCUUGUCUUCAAUAGACAAUAUGCCCUGCGCUUGAAAUAGCGAAUUGUUUGCAUUUCUUCUAUUUUUUAUGCUCAUAUAUUUGUCCUUGUCAUCGGUUUCUUCUCCGUAUUUAUUGUUUAUGUGCAAUUCAUUUAUUUACUUUAAUGUUGAUGACAUGUGAAUGUAGCAUAACUUGUAGAUUUAUAUUCAAUUAUUUAUUUACUUUAGUUCAUUUGAUGUUUGAUGAUGUAGCUUAACCAUGGAUAUCUAUUUUAGAUGUAGUGCCCGUAUUGUUAAUUUUCUUUAAGUUUUGUUGCUGUUUGGUGACAUAACCCAUGAUUUAUGUGCAAAUUAAUUUACUUUUAAGUUGUGUUGAUGUUUGGUGAUAUAGCAUAUAACCAUAGAUAUCUACUGUAGAUGUUAAAAUAGUACCCAUAUUGUAGGGCUCGUACAUGUACCUUUUCUGUCACUCUCACUCUCUACAUCCUAUGGCCCGCAUUAUGUAAGGUGAUUUAACUUUGGCCAUGGUCUAACUCUACGCUACAAUUAUGGAAAGCCAAAAAUGCCAAAUCUUGUUUAUAUGAUAUGUUUUCUAUGUUUACUGUAGGCCUACUCUUUCCCAGUUAUUUACAGUGAAGACAACUCUCAUGUACCUUUCCAAGACAGCUAAGAAUGAUUUGAGAAUUUGAUGAGCUGAUUUAUUGAACUUCUAUUAAAAAUUUAUUUCCCACUUGAUUAUCCAUCAGUGGCAUACAGAUUGGGGGCUCUUGCCCCCCCCCCCCAAAAAAAAAUCACAACCAUAAAAAGAAAGGAAAAGGAUA